UGUUCGGAGUGUUGGCGUUGAGGGGAUGGGAUGGAUAUGGAGAUAAGUAAAGCCGUGGGUAAGCGUGUGUUGAGUGGAGCACCUUAUCGGGAGUUUGGUGUUGUCUCCAUCUCGCUCCCUCCUCUAUGUAACAAUUCGGUGGUAUACAUUGACGACAGUAUGUGGUAUAGAUGGAUCUCUAUUCUGGGUAAGGUACACUGAGUUAUGCAGAGCUUAUUACCCCUCUCAGCUAGCGCGCGUCUGAGCCGCGGUCCAACACGACGUACGUCGUACGUCGACAGCAUGUAUGGCCCGAGGUAGCGACAGCGACAAUAACCAAGCAACAAUACACUACAACACAACACCACUAUCCAGCCUUCACGCACUCAAUCACCCCAUCUACAACCCCCUCGAAAAGCUCCUCAUCCAUCCCAUCAACCAAUCCUCCCACCGCAACAAUGAGCACCCCCGAAUCCGACGUCCAACUCCACGACUUCGCAAACAUCUUCAGCCUGAAAGGAAAAGUCGCAGUCGUAACAGGCGGCUCGCGCGGUCUAGGUCUCCACGCCGCAUCUGGACUCCUCCAAGCCGGCUGCAGCAAAGUAUUCAUCACCUCCCGCAAAGCCAGCGCAUGCGCCUCCGCCGUCGCAGCCCUAAACGCGCUCCCCAACCUCGCGCCCGACGCGCGCGCAUACUCCAUCCCGGCCGACAGCUCGCGCGUCUCGGAGAUAGAGCGGCUGGUGCGCGAAGUAUCGGCGCAUACGGACCACGUGGAUAUACUAUUUGCCAAUGCGGGCGCGACGUGGGGGAGUCGGUUUGACGAUGUGGACGAGAAGAGCGGGUGGGAUCGCGUUAUGGAUUUGAAUGUCAAGGGUGUGUUUUUUUGUAUACAGAAAUUCGCGCCGCUUCUUGCGGCGGGCGCGACACUCGCGUCCCCCUCGCGCGUCAUUGUUACUGGGUCCGUGGCUGGGAUCGGGACGGGCUCCCUCGGCGACGCGGGCGCGUACUCGUACGCGGCGUCCAAAGCGGCCGUUCUACAUCUCGCGCGUAACCUCGCUGUUGAGCUGGGGCCGCGCCAUAUCCUGGUCAAUGGCAUUGCGCCGGGGUUCUUCAUGAGCAAGAUGGCUGCGGGGCUGAUGGAGCAGUCUGGCGGCGUCGAUGCGCUGGACAAGGCGAAUCCGAACGGUAGAGUGGGACGACCUGAGGAUAUUGCUGCUGCGGUUGUAUUUUUGAGUUCAAGGGCGGGGGGGCAUGUCAAUGGGGAUACGCUUGUGCUUGAUGGGGGGAAGAUUUGGGGGAGUAAUAAACUGGAGAGGUUGUAG
This is a messenger RNA of Dothidotthia symphoricarpi CBS 119687, 1301 nucleotides long. Its product is annotated as NAD(P)-binding protein. NCBI's taxonomy places the organism in Eukaryota, Fungi, Ascomycota, Dothideomycetes, Pleosporales, Dothidotthiaceae. The record is from RefSeq and is a predicted model, not a curated record. Gene Ontology annotation, molecular function: oxidoreductase activity. The transcript is spliced from 3 exons. Bases 438 to 1301 code for a protein of 287 amino acids.